AUGGCGCGCGCUCUGUCUUGGACGGACCAGGUCCACUACUGGUUUUUCGCCUCGCACAUCCCCAUCACGCUGUUGAUGGAUUCGCAGGCCAUUCUGCCUCCAUCCUUGGUGCCUGGCUCGAUUUCCUCGUUGCAACGGUUUUACGUUGAGACCUUCCAGGACCCGCUGAUGGCGAACCCGCCCGUCUGGUUCAAGUCCAUGGUGACCUGCGAAUUGCUGAUUCAGCUGCCCUUCUUCUUCUGGGCCUGCCGUGCCAUCAAGAACGGCGCGCACCAGGCGCUGAACUCAAUUGUCUGGUACCACAUCAACUUAGGAGACAACUCGAUCCGGCUGCCCGGAUUGCUGUACGGUGCCCACGUGGCCACGACUCUCGUCCCUAUCCUGGGUGAAUUUUUGUUCGGCUUCCCGGCAGCGAACCUUUCCACAACCCAGCGGCUGGCUUUGGUGGCACUCUACUCCCCUUAUUUGCUGGUACCCAUCCACUACGCCUGGCAUCUUUUGCGCCAUCCGAAGCCUUACGGUACCCACCGUGACUAG
Messenger RNA from Monosiga brevicollis MX1, 537 nucleotides. RefSeq lists its product as uncharacterized. Bases 1 to 537 code for a protein of 178 amino acids. The transcript is spliced from 4 exons. Gene Ontology annotation, cellular component: endoplasmic reticulum. Lineage: Eukaryota; Choanoflagellata; Craspedida; Salpingoecidae. The record is from RefSeq and is a predicted model, not a curated record.